Messenger RNA from Microthlaspi erraticum, 1593 nucleotides. NCBI's taxonomy places the organism in Eukaryota, Viridiplantae, Streptophyta, Magnoliopsida, Brassicales, Brassicaceae. The record is from the annotation of a GenBank genome assembly.
AUGAAAAGAAAAGUCACUGAGGGGGGCAUUUUGGUAACUACAGAGAGUUGGGCAGGGUAUAUCAGUAAAAACGCGAGAAAAGCAGAUGGGCUCUUCACCUCCGACGACGAGUGGCAACUGAAGUCAAGCCUCGCUUCACUCUCUCAACUGAUACAUUCCUCUGAAUUCCGAAUCUCUCUGCGGUGGACCUCCGAUUCGUCGUCGGAAUCUAGCUCGUACUCGAUCUCAAUCAACAAUGCCGGCGUUAGAUCGAAUUCUCUGAUUCCGGCAAUUUCCCGAUCAAUUAGCUCACUGAAGGAACUUUCCGAUCGCUUUGAGAUUAACCGAAGAAGGAAAAUGUCACAUUCAUGGGACGGUCUCGGAGAGAUCGCGUCAGUGGCGCAGCUCACGGGGCUAGACGCCGUGAAGCUGAUAGGGCUAAUAGUGAAAGCCGCGAACACCGCUUGGAUGCACAAGAAGAAUUGCCGUCAAUUCGCUCAGCAUCUCAAACUAAUCGGGAAUUUGCUGGAGCAGCUGAAGAUCUCUGAGAUGAAGAAGUAUCCGGAGACUCGAGAGCCGCUCGAAGGGCUCGAGGAUGCGUUGAGGAGGUCGUACAUUCUCGUCAACAGUUGCCGUGACCGGAGCUAUCUCUACUUGUUGGCUAUGGGAUGGAAUAUCGUUUACCAGUUUAGGAAAGCUCAGGAUGAGAUUGAUCGUUUUCUUAAGAUCAUACCUCUCAUCACUUUGGUGGAUAACGCUCGUGUUAGGGAGAGGUUAGCGUAUAUUGACCGAGAUCAUUGCGAGUAUACGCUGGAUGAAGAGGAUAGGCAUGUGCAAGAUGUGAUUAUGAAACAAGAAUCCACCAGAGAAGCAGCGUCGGUGCUGAAGAAGACUCUCUCUUGCUCAUACCCUAACUUGCGUUUCUGUGAUGCUCUCAAGACGGAGAACGAGAAGCUGCAGCUCGAGCUUCAGCGUUCGCAGGAGCAUUAUGAUGUGGCUCAGUGUGAAGUCAUUCAGCGGUUGAUUGGUGUUACACAGACUGCUGCUGCUGUUGAUGACUCUGAGAAAGAGCUGACGAAGAAAGCUUCUAAGAAAAAUGAGCGUAGUUCGAGUAAUAGGACAGAAUAUACGUAUGACGAAGAUUCUCCAAAGAAAACCACUAGUCGUGCACCUUCAAGAUCCACUUCAUCUGUUACAUCGGGGCAUGAUCUGCUUUCACGAAGAGAAUCAUUGCACCAUGAAGAAUGGCAUACCGACCUAUUGGCUUGUUGCUCGGAGCCUUCUCUUUGCUUGAAGACAUUCUUUUUCCCGUGUGGUACUUUGGCAAGGAUUGCCACUGCAGCAACUAACAGGCACACCUCUUCAGCUGAAACGUGUAAUGAGCUAAUGGCAUAUUCUUUGAUACUUUCGUGUUGCUGCUAUACUUGUUGUGUAAGGAGGAAACUCCGGAAAACACUGAACAUAAAGGGAGGGUUCAUUGACGAUUUUCUUUCUCAUUUGAUGUGCUGUUGCUGUGCUCUUGUCCAAGAACUGAGAGAAGUUGAGAUUCGUGGGGCUUAUGGUACGGAGAAGACUAAAAUAAGCCCGCCUUCGUCGCAGUUCAUGGAACAUUGA